Molecule: messenger RNA, 1089 nt
Organism: Dermacentor silvarum
Lineage: Eukaryota; Metazoa; Arthropoda; Arachnida; Ixodida; Ixodidae
Product: disintegrin and metalloproteinase domain-containing protein 10
Exons: 8
Coding region: 1-1089 (362 amino acids)
Biological process (GO): membrane protein ectodomain proteolysis; Notch signaling pathway
Cellular component (GO): plasma membrane
Molecular function (GO): metalloendopeptidase activity
Source: RefSeq, a predicted model, not a curated record
AUGCCAGACGGUUCGCCGUUCACGUCAAAGGACCACGACAAAGGGCGCAUCUGCGAUCCCGUGGGUCCCGAGGGCAAGUUCCUGAUGUACGAGUCGGCGACCAAGGGGGACAGGCCCAACAACGACCGCUUCUCGCCCUGCAGCAUCGGCAAUAUCAGCGCGAUCCUGCUGCCAUUCUUCAAGGGAGAGCUCCCACGCGAGAUUUGCUUCCAGAGGCCAAGCGGUCCUGUGUGCGGAAACCAGAUCGUGGAGGGCGACGAGCAGUGCGACUGCGGUCUCAACGAGGCCGAGUGCACGGACAAGUGCUGCUACGCGCGUCACGCUGAGAACAAGUCGCUCGCCUGCCGCCUGAGGCCGUUCGCUCGGUGCAGGGCCAAGUGUCCCAAGGCGCCGGCCAAGCCCAACAUGACGGCGUGCAACAAGAACACGCAGGUGUGCCUGUCAGGCCAGUGCAUGGGCUCCAUCUGCCAGAAGUACGGACUGCAGGAGUGCUUCCGCAAUGCCAAGGGGCUGAGCAUCGACGAGCAGUGCCUCCUCACCUGUCAAGCACCCGGCUCGCCAAAAUGCAAGGUUGCGUGCGCCUUCCCGGAGAUGGCCAGCCACUGCGGCGCCAAGCUGCAGCCGGGGUCCCCGUGCAAUGACAUGCGCGGAUACUGCGACGUUUUUCACAAAUGCCGGCUCGUCGAGCCACGGGGUUUCCUGACGCGGCUGGGGGCGUUCUUCUUCGGUGGCAAAUCAGUCAACACCCUGUACGAGUUCCUCGCUCACCACCCUUUCGUAUCGUGCCUGGUGGUCCUCGGCUCCUCCUGGUUCAUGCUGCUCAUUUUCCGCUGCUUCGCUCUGCACACACCUAGCAACAACCCACUGAAGAAACCACCCUUCAAGCUCAAGGACACACUGCGGCACCCCAUCGAAACCCUCGUCAGCGCAAAGUUCCGGGUAACAGCAGGAAUUGAAGAGGGCUAUGCUGUGGUCAUCGUGCAGGAGCACCGCCACCACGUCAACAUGGACGUGACGCAUUGUCCAUUGACUUCAUCAGGAGUAAACUUCACUGUACACAGGCCUCGCCUUAUGCUGGCCAAUCCUUGA